Alligator sinensis (Chinese alligator) is the source of this 5219-nucleotide messenger RNA. It is a transcript of the gene IFT140, whose product is annotated as intraflagellar transport 140. Gene Ontology annotation, biological process: intraciliary retrograde transport. Bases 434 to 4870 code for a protein of 1478 amino acids. The record is from RefSeq and is a predicted model, not a curated record. NCBI's taxonomy places the organism in Eukaryota, Metazoa, Chordata, Crocodylia, Alligatoridae. Gene Ontology annotation, molecular function: protein binding. The transcript is spliced from 31 exons. Gene Ontology annotation, cellular component: intraciliary transport particle A; ciliary basal body; axoneme.
UAAAUAGCUUUAGGAACUAUCUUACCAAGAUAGAAGAAUACAAAUCAAAACUGAUAUGCAUAUAUUUAAGUGGUGCAGCAGCUAGUGCCAGCUCUUCAAAUAGCAUGCUGGUUUGUUGCGACUUGCAGCACCUUUUACCUUAAGCUUGCUCAUCAGAAUCUCAAAAAGCCUUCCUUUUUGAAAAAGUGUUUUAUUUUUUUAUUAAGAUUCCAGUCCUAUACUUGAUGCCCUUCAGACUAAUACUUCAGACCCUGACUGAAUAAGAAAAAAAAAAAAUCCCCUCCAAACAAUAUACAUAGGAGAGCACAAUGUUCUCCUAAACAUACAAUUAUCUCCCUGAAGAGAGGCGAGAAAGGAAACUUCAUAUGAUGUUAAUCGCAUUGCUGUGCACUUUUGGCAGGACUAGGCCCUGCCUGGGUUCACAUAUGUAACCAUGGCUGUGUAUGUGGAUCACCAUAUAGAUGCUCCUGAUUCAGUUGGCACCCCUUCAGACAUAACAUGGCACCCUCUUCAUCCACUUUUGGCUGUUGCUUCUGUCAGUGCAGCUUCUGGAGGCAGCGUGGAUAUCUAUCUGGAACAGGGAGAGCAUGUGCCAGAAGCACACACUGAAAGGAGCUUUCAGGCCACAGCCCUUGGCUGGCACCCCUCCAGACCUAUCUUGGCAGUGGGCUGGGAGGCAGGAGAAUUGAUAGUAAUUAACAAACAGGACAAGGAACAUCACACAGUACCCCCUGAGCAUAAUGCUGAAAUUACCAUCCUAAACUGGAGUACUAAUGGUACCCGCCUUGUAUCUGGUGAUAGGCUUGGUGUUUUGUUUCUAUGGAGAAUAGACCAGCGAGGUCGAGUGCAAGGUCCCCCACUGCUGAAACAUGAGUAUGGAAAACAUCUGUCUCACUGUAUCUUUCGGCCACCCCCUCCCGGCGAGGAUCUGGUACAGUUGGCAAAAGCUGCAGUGAGUGGUGAUGAAAAAGCUCUAGAUAUGUUUAACUGGAGAAAAGCUGGAAUGGGAGUGCCUCUGAAAGUUGGACCCCAGGAGGGACUGUCUUUCUUUAUCAGCGUGACAGAUGGGCACUCCAGCACCUUACAAGGGUCUGUUCAUUAUGUGAAUGAGAAAGGAAAGACAAGCCGUGCAUUGACCACAGACAGUCCAGUCCAAAAGCUUCUUUUUAUGGAGAAGAGGGAUGUUUUAGCGGUAAUAACAGAGAACCUCUUGCUGUCCGUGUACACAGUCAAGCAGGAUGGAGAAGCAGAGGAGGUCAUGAAGGUAAAGUUGAGUGGGAAGGUGGGUCAUUCUGCAGAUAUCAUAGUAAUUGAACGCAGCCUUCUUGUUACAGCAAUAGGGGAGACGGUCCUCAGGUUCUGGGAUUUGGAGCGGAGUGAGAACUAUGUGCUUUCUCCAGAUAUGAAGCUUGGCUUUGAGGCAGGAGAAUGUGUAAACUGUGUUUCUUACUGCAGUGCUAAAGGUCUCCUAGCAGCUGGUACCAACAAAGGCAGAAUAGCUAUAUGGAGAAAAGCAUCAGUGUCUGGUCAGAGCCCAUGGGCAUUGGAGGGCAAGGACAGAUGGAGGCUUCAAACCCCUACAGAGCUUGGGGGGAAUAUUAGUCAGAUAAAGUGGGGCUCCAAAAAGAAUCUGCUGGCAGUGAAUAACAACAGCUCUGUGGUGAUCCUCAGUGAACAGGCCAUGUCAUCUCAUUUCCAUCAGCAAGUGGCGGCAGUUCAAGUGUCCCCAAGUCUAUUUAAUGUGACCUUCUUCAGCACAGGAAGCACACACAGCCUUGCCCUUGACAUGCACAUUAAUGGAGUUUUUGCCACCAAGGAUGCUGUGGUAUUCUGGAAUGGGAAGCAAAUCACUGUCUUUGAGUGCUCUGGAGCUACUUUACAAAAUGCAGGUAGGAUUUCACAGUGCAGCAAACAGGAAGGUUCUUUUCUCUGUGACUCUCCAGUCCUGGCUGUACAUGAAGAAAGCCUUUAUACAGUUGAGCCAAAUCGGGUUCAGGUGCGCACCUGGCAGGGCACUGUCAAGCAGCUGCUAGUGUUCUCUGAAGCAGAGGGGAAUCCAUGCCAUUUGGAUGUCUGUGGAAAUUUUCUGGCUGUGGGAACUGACUUGGCUCACUUUAAAAUCUUUGAUCUUUCUCGCAGAGAGGCAAAAGUGCACUGCAAUAGCAAGAAUUUGGCUGAGCUGUUUCCUGGCCUUGGAAGAAUAGCAUCUGUCAAGUGUAAUGCUAAUGGCAACAAAGUCAGCAUCCUCAUCAACAAGCCUGAUGAUAGCCUUGAUUCCAAAAUCUGUUUCUAUGAUGUUGAAAUGGACACAAUCAUGCUCUUUGACUUCAAGGCUGGAAAAGAAGAUGGUGGGGAGAUGCUUUCCUAUUCAGGACAAGAACCUGAGAACAGGAAUAUUACUGGGCCUCCUGAUCUGCACAGUCGCAUCCCCAUUAGACACUUCUGGGACCAGAGUGAACCAAGGCUCUUUGUAUGUGAAGCAAUUCUUGAACCAAACCAUCCAUUUCUAGAAAAGACUCAAAACCAGACAGAGAGCUCAGAAAGCACACCGGAUGUUUUGAUUAUAUCAUUCUUCAGUACUGAAGAGCAUGGCCUUUUGCUGCAGGAUAGCUUUCCGUUGCCUGUAGCCUACCAGUCUCUUCUGGGCAUGGAAGUACCACACUAUUACUUUGCAAAAAAGCCAGGAGAAGUUGAGAAGGAGGCACAAGUGGAAUCUGCUUCAAUACGACUCUCACAGAUGGUAGCCAGGAGACCCAUGAGAGAUUUCAUUGGGCUGGAAGAAUGUGAUAAAACCACACGGGAUGCCAUGCUUAACUUCAGCUUUUAUCUAACCAUUGGGGACAUGGAUGAAGCCUUCAAAUCCAUCAAGCUCAUCAAAAGCGAGGCAGUCUGGGAGAAUAUGGCCCGCAUGUGUGUGAAGACACAAAGGCUGGAUGUUGCCAAAGUUUGCCUUGGAAACAUGGGUCAUGCCAGAGGAGCCAAGGCAUUAAGAGAGGCAGAACGAGAACCAGAGCAAGAAGCCAGGGUGGCAAUGUUGGCAAUUCAGCUGGGCAUGCUGGAAGAUGCAGAGCGACUGUACAAGAUCUGCAAACGCUAUGACCUCCUGAACAAGUUCUACCAGGCUUCUGACCAGUGGCAGAAAGCCAUAGAAGUCGCUGAGACACAUGAUCGGGUUCAUCUGCGCACCAUGUACUACAACUAUGCCAAACAUCUGGAGGCCACUGGGGAACACAGUCUUGCACUCACCUACUAUGAGAAAUCAGACACGCAUAGGUUUGAAGUGCCCAGAAUGCUCUCUGAAGAUUUACAAGCCUUGGAGAUCUAUGUCAACAAGAUGAAAGAUAAGGCCCUGUGGAAAUGGUGGGCACAGUACUUGGAGAGCCAGUCAGAAAUGGAAUCUGCACUAAAAUACUAUGAGUUGGCCCAGGACUAUUUUUCCUUAGUCCGUGUGCACUGCUUUCAGGGCAACAUCCAGAAGGCAGCUGAAAUAGCGAAUGAAACAGGAAAUUGGGCAGCAUCGUAUCACCUGGCCCGCCAGUAUGAGAGCCAGGAGGAAAUCAAACAGGCUGUGCACUUCUACACCAGGGCUCAGGCCUUCAACAAUGCCAUCCGCCUGUGUAAGGAAAACAACCUGGAUGACCAGCUGAUGAACUUAGCUCUGCUGAGCUCCCCAGAGGACAUGAUAGAGGCAGCCUGCUAUUAUGAGGAGAAAGGGGAACAAAUGGACAGAGCAGUCAUGUUGUACCACAAGGCGGGACACUUCUCUAAAGCACUGGAGCUGGCCUUUGCCACACAGCAGUUUGGGGCCCUGCAGUUGAUUGCUGAGGACUUGGAUGAGAAAGCAGACCCUGCCCUGCUGGCACGCUGUUCCGACUUCUUCAUUGAACAUGGCCAAUAUGAAAAAGCUGUGGAGUUGCUGCUAGCAGCCAAAAAGUACCACGAAGCCCUGCAGCUUUGUCUGCAGCAGAACCUGACUAUUACAGAGGAGAUGGCAGAGAAGAUGACCAUCUCCAAGGAUUCCAAGGAGCUCUCUGAGGAAUCUAGGCGAGAGUUGUUGGAGCAGAUUGCUGACUGCUGCAUGCGGCAAGGCAAUUACCAUAUGGCAGCCAAGAAAUACACUCAAGCAGGAAACAAACUAAAGGCUAUGAGAGCACUGCUGAAGUCUGGAGACACAGAGAAGAUAGUAUUUUUUGCUGGAGUCUCCAGACAGAGAGAGAUUUAUAUUAUGGCAGCCAACUAUUUACAGUCGUUGGAUUGGCGUAAAGACCCAGAGAUUAUGAAGAAUAUCAUUAGCUUCUAUACCAAAGGAAGAGCCCUUGAUCUCUUAGCUGGCUUUUAUGAUGCUUGUGCUCAGGUAGAGAUCGAUGAGUAUCAGAACUAUGAGAAAGCACAAGGAGCCCUGACUGAGGCAUAUAAAUGCCUAUCAAAGGCAAAGAUUAGGAGCCCUGUUGAGCAGGAAAGCAAACUGGCACUUUUGCAAAGCAAAAUGGCUCUAAUCAAGCGAUUCAUCCAGGCUCGAAGAGCUUACUCUGAAGAUCCCAAGGAGGCAAUCAGGCAGUGCGAACUUCUCCUAGAUGAGCCAGACCUUGACAGUACCAUUCGCUUAGGUGACGUCUUGGGAUUUAUAGUUGAACAUUACUUGCAGGUGGAGGAAUUCCAGAUGGCCUACAGAUACUUGGAAGAGAUGAGGAAAAGAAUUCCAUGUGUGAACCUGACCUAUUAUGUGAGUCAACGCACCAUAGAGGCAGUUCACAGGGGGCUGGGCAUCCCCUUGAGCCGCAACCCUGUCCCAGAGAGAAUUCGUCACAAUAGCAUGGAAGACAACAAGGAGGUCGAAGAGGAUGUGGCUGAUGAAGUGGAGGAUCCAUGACAGCUCACUUUUCUAAAUACUGGACUGGUUUAUUCCAGAAGUUAACACUGCUGAGAGAAACAAGGCAUAGUUCUUUGGCAUAAUACCCAGCUUCCUGAUCAGUUCUCCCUAGGGGCAAGAAGGCCACCACUUUAUUUCUAAAAAGCCUUGAUGCAGUAGAUUGUUUGGUUUAUACCAAGCAGUUUAAUUUUGUUAUGCUUGAAAGUAUAAGCAGAACUGUUCAAGUGAUGAACUCCUUAAAUACAUGUGUAAUGCAGAAGGGCUGACAGCUAUUGUUAAUCUUCUUUUAAAAGUUCCCAGAUUUAGAGUGGUUAUUUUUAAUAUGUUAUUAAAUUUUUAAGAAAAAAAA